GUUCGUCUUAUAGCGGCACGUAUCAGAGAAGCCAUACAUACAUACAUACACGACUGAAUCGAGUUUUCUUUCUCUUCCUGCAAAUUCAAAACCCAAUUUCAGCCUUGAUUUGAAACUGACCUCGCGCACGGUUCCGCUUAGAUCCAAUUUCCCUCCUCGUAGAUUUUCCGCUUUUUCCCAUUCCGAGGAAGGAAAUCGAUCCAAUGCCGCUUUGAAUCGCGUGCCUCGGGAACAUCUUGAAUUCGAUUGUUGGAGCAGCUGGGUCGACGAGUAACAUGUCUCACUGCUUCUGAAACUCAAAAGGUCCUUCUUUUAUUAUUCUUUCUGGGGCUGCUCUUUGUUUGAAGAGAGGGUAACAUAUGGGGAUGGGUUCCAAAAUGGAAGGACCGUCUACCCCAGCAAUUCGACGUGACCCAUACGAGGUGUUAUCCGUUUCUAGGGAUUCAACCGAUCAAGAAAUUAAAACGGCCUACAGAAAGCUUGCUCUUAAGUAUCACCCUGACAAGAAUGCCAGCAACCCUGAAGCUUCGGAGUUAUUUAAAGAGGUUGCAUAUUCUUAUAGUAUCUUGUCUGACCCAGAAAAGAGAAGGCAGUAUGACAGUGCUGGAUUUGAGGCACUUGAUGCUGAUAGCAUGGACAUGGAAAUUGAUUUGUCUAAUCUUGGGACUGUGAACACAGUGUUUGCAGCUUUAUUCAGUAAACUGGGUGUCCCUAUCAAGACUACCAUUUCAGCUAAUGUUCUUGAAGAAGCUCUGAAUGGAACAGUUACUAUCAGACCCCUUCCAAUUGGAACAUCAGUUAGUGGAAAGGUAGACAAGCAAUCUGCUCAUUUUUUUAGUGUGACAAUAAAUGAGCAGCAAGCUGAGUCAGGUAUUGUAGUGAGAGUUACUUCAACUGCACAAAGCAAAUUCAAGUUGCUCUACUUUGAACAAGAUGUGAAUGGAGGCUAUGGUUUGGCAUUGCAGGAAGAUAGUGAGAAGGCUGGCAAGGUGACAUCUGCAGGAAUGUAUUUCUUACAUUUUCAAGUGUAUAGAAUGGAUUCAACAGUGAAUGCGUUAGCAAUGGCCAAGGAUCCUGAAGGGGCCUUCUUUAAAAGGUUGGAAGGUCUUCAGCCUUGUGAAGUCUCAGAACUAAAGCCUGGCACUCAUAUAUUUGCUGUCUAUGGAGAUAACUUCUUUAAGACUGCUAGCUAUACGAUUGAGGCAGUAUGUGCAAAAUCAUAUGAAGAUACCACCCAAAAACUGAAGGACAUUGAAGCUCAAAUUUUAAGAAAGAGGAAUGAGCUACGCCAAUUUGAAGCAGAAUAUAGAAAGGCAUUGGCACGCUACCAGGAAGUGACAGACAGAUACACACAAGAAAAACAAUCUGUAGACGAACUUCUGAAACAAAGGGAUGGUAUCCAUUCUUCCUUUACUAUUGUCAAGCCAACCAAUAUUAAUGGAAGUGGUAGUAAUUUAAGCAAUGGAAGUUCUAGCAAAAUUUCUGGUGAAGAGAGCCCUGGGGAAGAUGGAGGGUCAGAUGGCAAGGAUAAAUCAGGCAAAAAGAAAUGGUUUAACUUGAAUCUUAGGGGUUCUGAUAAGAGGUUGGUUUAAUAUUUUAGUUAAUACACUUGAUUUUGCUUGUCUUUGUCAAUCAGCUUGGGUUGCAGUUUAUGUCUGGAAUAUUUUCCUUUGCUUGGUUCUGCCAAGCUUGUAUGUGAUGCAUUCAAAGGUAUACAGUAUAUGUCUUGCUGUUUCCAAUAUUUUUGUACUCCAACAAACAAGACCCACUCCAUCCAAUUUCCUUGUAGCAUCCUGAACACUUAUAAUUUUUGUAUUGCAAUUUGUAUUGACAUUCAUUCUUGUAAUAGUUACUUUCUUCAUCCUUGCUCUGUAUAU
Cajanus cajan (pigeon pea) is the source of this 1877-nucleotide messenger RNA. It is a transcript of the gene ARG1, whose product is annotated as Chaperone DnaJ-domain superfamily protein. NCBI's taxonomy places the organism in Eukaryota, Viridiplantae, Streptophyta, Magnoliopsida, Fabales, Fabaceae. The record is from RefSeq and is a predicted model, not a curated record.